Messenger RNA from Penicilliopsis zonata CBS 506.65, 1647 nucleotides. RefSeq lists its product as hypothetical. The record is from RefSeq and is a predicted model, not a curated record. The transcript is spliced from 3 exons. Gene Ontology annotation, molecular function: polyubiquitin modification-dependent protein binding. Gene Ontology annotation, cellular component: VCP-NPL4-UFD1 AAA ATPase complex. Lineage: Eukaryota; Fungi; Ascomycota; Eurotiomycetes; Eurotiales; Aspergillaceae. The coding region runs from base 229 to 1419 and encodes 396 amino acids.
CCAAUCACUGAAAGUCUGGGGUCGGCUCGGAAAAUCGUUGCGCGGGGCCAACUUGCGUCACUCAUCCAGAUCUCUCUCUAUUCAGCUUGCGCUCCAAGGCAGCACUUUCACUUGGUUUGAAGAACAGCACAGCCAGUUCCUCGCUAGGUAUCUUUGACAUCCCUUGCGAUAUCUCGACCUGGUCUUCUUUUUGCGAUAACACUCUUCAAAAGACCGUCAGCCAGCACCAUGUUCCGACCAGAUUACUGGGGAGAUGACCCCAUGGAAGGAGUCUUAGGCUCUUCGAUACUGCGUCAUGCAACUACACGUCGCUUUGAUGAGUACUAUCGGUGCUAUCCUGUUGCGAUGUUGCCCGGUCCAGAGAGAGAGAAUGUGAACCAUGGUGGCAAGGUCAUCAUGCCUCCUAGUGCACUCGAUAAGCUCACUCGGCUUCACAUCACCUACCCGAUGCUAUUUGAGCUGCUGAACGGUGCAAAGGACCGCAUGACCCAUGCCGGUGUGCUCGAGUUCAUCGCCGAAGAGGGGAAGAUUUAUCUACCGUUCUGGCUCAUGCAAACCCUGCUCCUCGAGCCUGGCGAUCUCGUUCAAGUCAAGUCGACAGACCUCCCUCCUGGCCAGUUCAUUAAGCUUCAAGCCCAGUCCACCUCCUUUCUUGAUAUCAGCGAUCCUAAAGCCGUGUUGGAAAAUGCUUUCCGCAACUUCUCCUGCCUCACAAAGGGAGAUGUCUUUACGUUUGGCUAUAAUGACCAGGUGUAUGAAAUGGCUGUUCUAGAAACUAAGCCCACCAAUGCAAAGAGCGCCAUCUCUGUUCUGGAAACAGAUCUCGAGGUUGAUUUCGCCGCACCAGUGGGAUAUGAGGAACCUCAGCGAACAAGUGGGACUAGUACGCCUCGAAGCGCUCCCGGUGCCUUAAUCCCUUCUGGAGGUUUACUCCAUGCUCAUGGCACGAUGGCGCAGGCGAUCAAUUAUGCAGCUAUUGCGCCCGAAUCAGAUGAUGUUGCCAAAGGUGCCAGAGCGGUGUCCUCCAACUUUCUCACCACAGGUCAGCGUCUGAGCGCCAAAAAGGGCAGCAAGGCACCUACGCCGAAACCAAGUACUCCAGCUCCCGGCGCAACAAACCCCCAGCAUCCACCACCAGCAAGAAAGACAAAUGGACCACAGCCUCUCCGUCUCCCGCCAAAUCAACUAUUUUUCGGAUAUGCGAUCAAACCAGUGAAGAAGCGCGACGAAAAUGGCCGUACUGUCGAAGACCAAGACCAGCCCCGAUUCCAAGGCACAGGUCAAACUUUGCGUGGAAAGAAGAAGGACCUUGGAGGAUCCGCAACACCUACGUCGGGCAGUGAAGCUGAAAACCAAAAGAGCAAGGACCCCGACUCCAAGUCUGGUGGACGUACGCUAGGGCGCUCCUCUCGACGCUAAUCGCAGGCUAGCUUGACGAAGAUAGUGCCGUUGAUGGCGCGAGAAUGACCACCUUUCUUAUUUCCUUACAAAUGGGGCUUCACGCCCCUGCUCACGGGCAUAGCGAGGGUAGAAUGGCGUUAUCGGUGGUUUUUUUUUUCUCUUUAGGUUUUCUCUGGAGUUCUUGGGCUCUGUUUCCGAUUCGAAAUGAAGAUCAACCGUUCUACCAGACAAUUCGAAUGGCACCCG